This is a messenger RNA of Brassica oleracea var. oleracea, 739 nucleotides long. RefSeq names its product CLAVATA3/ESR (CLE)-related protein 9-like. Bases 55 to 405 code for a protein of 116 amino acids. The transcript has a single exon. Lineage: Eukaryota; Viridiplantae; Streptophyta; Magnoliopsida; Brassicales; Brassicaceae. The record is from RefSeq and is a predicted model, not a curated record.
UUGAACUUUUCCUUCUUCAACAAAAACUUGCUAUCUCUCUCACCAAAUCAAGCAAUGUCCACGACACACCUGAACCGUUCGAUCUUGAUCUCUCUCCUCCUCCUCCUCCUCCUUCUCACAACUUCCAUCACUUAUCCAACCGCAGAAGUAAACCGGACGAUGACAUCAAGAAACUUCCGUUACCGAACUCACCGAUUCAUCCCGAGGGUUCACCUCCCGUAUUACGUGACUCCUUGUGACUCCUUCUCUCGUCCUUACGCGCGUUCUAUGUGCCUUGAGCUUCAAAGGAUCCACCGUAGCAGCUGGAAGCAGCCACUUGUUUCCCCUCCUCCGCCGGAGAUCGAUCCAAGGUACGGCGUCGAUAAAAGACUCGUUCCCUCCGGUCCAAAUCCUCUUCACAACUAAAGCUCUUGCCCCAAUUCGUAUACAUAUACAUAUAGACAGAGUCACAGAGACCUUUGCUAGUUAGAUAUUUUAUAGUUGACACAUUUCUUGGGGUUUCUUGGAGUUCUUUUUUCGAGAGAUCUGUGUUAUUCAUAUAUAGAGUUCUUUUGCCCGAAGACGAAAGUUCAUCAUUUCUUUGUGGAUCUUUCUUGAAUCUUGAUUCUACUCUUUUGAUCUUGUAAUUAGAGUCCUACGUUACUUGGGCAGAUAUUAUUGAUAUUUUAUUUUCCACGCUUGUUUUGUAGACUUGUAGAGUGUGUAAACAAUCACGAAAAUGAAAAUAGUGUAUUUUUGC